UCUGUCAGAACCCGUUUUUCCAUUUCCACGAAGUUCUCUCUCAUCUCUCUCUUUCUCUCUCCUUUGAAAGAGAGGGUCCAAGUCUUCUCUUUUCUCUAACUCUUCCCAAGAUCUCUCACCGAUUUGGAUCCUUAACUAUUCUCUAUCUCUACUAUUCGCUCUUCCACACUCCGUCGCCGGAACUCAAUCGCCGAUCGCAGAUCCGUGUCUUCUACUUCUCGAUCUGAGGCACCAUGGCGGCUGCAAACGCUCCGAUCACCAUGAAAGAAGCCCUAACCUUGCCUAGCAUCGGCAUCAAUCCGCAGUUCAUCAAUUUCACGCACGUGACGAUGGAGUCAGAUAAGUAUAUAUGCGUUCGAGAGACGGCACCGCAGAACAGCGUGGUUAUCGUUGAUAUGAACAUGCCAAAUCAACCUUUGAGGAGGCCUAUCACUGCUGAUUCUGCUCUUAUGAAUCCAAAUUCUAGAAUCCUUGCGUUGAAAGCCCAACUGCAAGGGACUACCCAGGAUCACCUACAGAUAUUUAAUAUUGAAAUGAAAGCAAAGGUGAAAUCAUAUCAGAUGCCAGAGCAGGUUGUCUUUUGGAAAUGGAUUACACCCAAGUUGUUGGGUCUUGUGACACAGACCUCUGUAUACCACUGGUCAAUUGAAGGUGAAUCUGAGCCUGUAAAGAUGUUUGAGAGAACUGCCAAUUUGGCCAACAACCAGAUAAUUAAUUACCGAUGCGAUCCUACAGAAAAAUGGUUGGUCUUGAUUGGCAUUGCUCCUGGUUCACCGGAGAGGCCACAAUUGGUGAAGGGAAACAUGCAACUUUACUCCGUGGAUCAGCAGCGUAGUCAGGCUCUUGAAGCUCAUGCUGCAUCCUUUGCUCAAUUUAAGGUUCCUGGAAAUGAUAAUCCUUCAGUUUUGAUAUCUUUUGCCUCAAAGACACUCAAUGCUGGUCAAAUUAUAUCGAAGUUGCAUGUUAUUGAGCUGGGUGCACAGCCAGGGAAGCCAUCAUUUACCAAGAAACAGGCAGAUCUUUUCUUCCCACCGGAUUUUGCUGAUGACUUUCCAGUUGCAAUGCAGAUAUCCCACAAAUACAAUUUGAUUUAUGUGAUUACCAAACUUGGGCUACUAUUUGUGUAUGAUUUGGAGACAGCAACUGCUGUGUAUAGAAACAGAAUUAGUCCAGAUCCAAUAUUUUUGACAGCAGAAGCUACGUCACUGGGAGGCUUUUAUGCCAUCAACAGGAGAGGCCAGGUGUUAUUGGCUACUGUCAAUGAACAAACCAUUGUGAAUUUUGUCAGCGGCCAGUUAAACAAUUUGGAGCUUGCGGUUAAUCUUGCCAAAAGAGGAAAUCUUCCUGGGGCUGAGAAGCUGGUAGUGGAACGAUUUCAUGAACUCUUUGCCCAAACAAAGUAUAAAGAAGCAGCUGAGCUUGCUGCUGAAUCUCCGCAAGGAAUCCUUCGUACGCCAGAUACAGUUGCCAAAUUUCAGAGUGUUCCUGUGCAAGCUGGGCAAACUCCUCCACUGUUGCAGUAUUUUGGAACACUUCUAACGAGGGGGAAGUUGAAUGCCUUUGAGUCGUUAGAAUUGUCUCGGCUGGUUGUGAACCAGAACAAGAAAAAUCUUUUGGAGAAUUGGUUGGCAGAGGACAAGCUUGAGUGCAGUGAGGAGCUAGGAGAUCUUGUUAAGACUGUGGACAACGAUCUUGCUUUAAAAAUAUAUAUCAAAGCCAGAGCAACUCCAAAAGUUGUUGCCGCAUUUGCUGAGAGGAGGGAGUUCGAUAAAAUUCUGAUUUACUCCAAGCAGGUUGGGUACACUCCUGACUACCUCUUCCUUCUUCAAACAAUCCUCCGGACAGAUCCUCAGGGUGCUGUUAAUUUUGCAUUAAUGAUGUCUCAAAUGGAAGGGGGUUCCCCAGUUGAUUACAACACUAUAACUGAUCUGUUUCUUCAGAGAAACCUGAUCCGUGAGGCAACAGCUUUUCUCCUAGAUGUUUUAAAGCCCAAUCUACCGGAGCAUGCAUUCCUUCAGACAAAGGUGUUAGAGAUAAAUCUGGUGACUUUCCCCAAUGUUGCUGAUGCAAUUUUGGCUAAUGGCAUGUUCAGCCAUUAUGACCGUCCUCGUAUUGCCCAACUAUGUGAAAAGGCUGGUCUUUACGUGCGAGCUUUGCAACAUUACACAGAGUUGCCUGAUAUAAAGCGUGUGAUUGUGAAUACACAUGCAAUUGAACCUCAGGUUUGUAGUCAUUUUGCAUGGGUUCUCUCAUCUCUGUGUGUGUGUUAUUUUCAGCACCAUAAGCUUUUUGCCUCCUACUUAUUCACUAUGUGGUUAUUACAGUCACUUGUCGAGUUUUUUGGUACUCUGUCACGAGAAUGGGCACUGGAGUGCAUGAAAGACCUAUUGCUGGCCAAUCUUAGAGGCAACUUGCAGAUAAUUGUGCAGGUUGCUAAAGAAUAUUGUGAGCAAUUGGGUGUUGACAGCUGCAUAAAACUUUUUGAGCAGUUUAAGUCUUAUGAAGGACUGUACUUCUUCCUUGGAUCAUAUUUGAGCUCCAGUGAGGAUCCUGAGAUUCACUUCAAGUACAUUGAGGCCGCAGCAAAAACUGGUCAAAUCAAAGAAGUUGAGCGCGUGACAAGAGAAUCAAAUUUCUAUGAUGCUGAGAAAACAAAGAACUUUCUGAUGGAGGCUAAACUUCCAGAUGCACGGCCUUUAAUCAAUGUCUGUGAUCGUUUUGGAUUCGUUCCAGAUCUUACACACUAUCUAUACACAAACAACAUGCUUCGCUACAUUGAAGGUUAUGUUCAGAAGGUGAACCCAGGGAACGCUCCUUUAGUGGUUGGGCAGCUUCUUGAUGAUGAGUGUCCAGAAGAUUUUAUAAAAGGCUUGAUUCUUUCUGUUCGCUCACUACUGCCAGUGGAGCCCCUUGUGGAUGAAUGUGAGAAGAGGAAUCGUCUUCGCUUGCUCACACAGUUCCUAGAGCAUCUUGUAAGUGAGGGAAGCCAGGAUGUUCAUGUCCACAAUGCUUUGGGUAAAAUUAUCAUCGAUAGCAACAACAACCCAGAACAUUUUCUCACGACCAACCCAUACUAUGAUUCACGAGUAGUGGGCAAGUAUUGUGAGAAGCGUGACCCCACCUUGGCUGUUGUAGCCUAUCGACGGGGACAAUGUGAUGAUGAACUUAUUAAUGUUACAAACAAAAAUUCUUUGUUCAAACUCCAAGCGAGAUAUGUUGUUGAGAGAAUGGAUGGUGAUCUGUGGGCUAAAGUUCUUAGCCCUGAUAAUGAGUACAGAAGGCAACUUAUUGAUCAGGUUGUAUCUACUGCUUUACCCGAAAGCAAGAGCCCUGAACAAGUUUCUGCUGCUGUUAAGGCCUUCAUGACAGCUGAUCUUCCGCAUGAAUUGAUUGAACUUCUUGAAAAGAUUGUGCUUCAGAAUUCUGCAUUCAGUGGGAAUUUUAAUUUGCAGAAUCUUCUUAUAUUGACAGCAAUUAAGGCUGAUCCAUCCAGAGUAAUGGAUUAUGUCAAUAGACUGGAUAAUUUUGACGGGCCUGCAGUUGGAGAAAUGGCUGUUGAAGCUCAGUUAUAUGAGGAAGCAUUUGCUAUUUUCAAGAAGUUCAACCUGAAUGUUCAAGCAGUUGAUGUCUUGCUAGAUAAUAUUCACAGCAUUGAUAGAGCUGUGGAGUUUGCGUUCAGAGUUGAAGAAGAUGCUGUUUGGAGUCAGGUAGCCAAGGCUCAACUCCGGGAAGGGCUAGUAAGUGAUGCAAUUGAGUCAUUUAUACGCGCAGAUGAUGCUACACAAUUUUUGGAUGUUAUCCGUGCUGCUGAAGAUGCCAAUGUGUACCAUGACUUGGUUAAAUACUUGCUGAUGGUAAGGCAGAAAGCAAAAGAACCCAAGGUGGACAGUGAGCUCAUUUAUGCAUAUGCAAAGAUUGAUAGGCUUAGUGACAUUGAGGAGUUCAUUCUCAUGCCAAAUGUUGCUAAUCUUCAAAAUGUUGGUGAUCGACUGUUUGAUGAAGCAUUGUAUGAGGCUGCAAAAAUCAUAUUUGCCUUUAUAUCUAACUGGGCCAAGUUGGCUGUUACACUAGUAAAACUGCAACAGUUCCAAGGUGCUGUUGAUGCAGCAAGGAAAGCAAACAGCGCAAAAACAUGGAAGGAAGUUUGCUUUGCUUGUGUUGAUGCGGAGGAAUUUCGCCUGGCCCAGAUAUGUGGUCUCAACAUUAUUGUUCAGGUGGAUGACUUGGAGGAGGUCAGUGAAUAUUACCAAAAUAGAGGUUGCUUCAAUGAGCUCAUAUCUCUCAUGGAGAGUGGUUUAGGGUUAGAACGGGCACAUAUGGGUAUCUUCACUGAGUUGGGAGUUCUGUAUGCUAGAUACCGCCCUGAGAAACUUAUGGAGCAUAUCAAACUAUUCUCAACUCGUCUCAAUAUUCCAAAACUCAUUAGAGCAUGUGACGAACAACAGCACUGGAAAGAAUUAACCUAUUUGUACAUCCAAUAUGAUGAGUUUGAUAAUGCUGCAACUACCAUCAUGAACCAUUCACCUGAAGCGUGGGACCACAUGCAAUUCAAAGAUGUUAUUGUGAAAGUUGCUAAUGUGGAGUUAUAUUACAAGGCUGUCCAUUUCUAUCUGCAAGAACAUCCAGAUCUUAUUAAUGAUGUUCUGAAUGUCCUAGCACUUCGUGUGGACCAUGCACGUGUUGUUGACAUCAUGCGAAAGGCCGGUCAUUUGCGUCUUGUGAAGCCAUACAUGGUUGCUGUUCAAAGCAAUAAUGUAUCAGCUGUUAACGAAGCCUUGAAUGAAAUAUAUGUUGAGGAGGAAGACUAUGAUAGAUUGCGCGAGUCCAUUGAUUUGCAUGAUAACUUCGACCAAAUAGGCCUUGCGCAAAAGAUUGAAAAGCAUGAGCUUCUUGAGAUGCGGCGUGUUGCUGCAUAUAUCUACAAGAAGGCAGGUAGGUGGAAACAGUCUAUUGCCUUGUCAAAGAAGGAUAACCUCUAUAAGGAUGCCAUGGAGACAGCCUCACAAUCUGGUGAUCGUGAACUUGCGGAGGAGUUGCUUGUUUAUUUCAUUGAUCAGGGAAAGAAGGAAUGCUUUGCCUCGUGUCUCUUCGUUUGCUAUGAUUUAAUACGGGCUGACAUUGUUCUUGAACUGGCUUGGAUGCACAAUAUGAUUGAUUUUGCCUUCCCAUAUCUCUUGCAGUUUAUCCGUGAAUAUACUGGCAAGGUUGAUGAGCUGGUGAAGGACAAAAUUGAAGCGCAGAAUGAAGUGAAGGUUAAAGAGCAAGAGGAAAAGGAUGUUGUUGCACAACAGAACAUGUAUGCUCAAUUGUUGCCACUUGCUUUGCCCGCACCACCAAUGCCUGGAAUGGGAGGAGGUAUGGGAGGAGGCUAUGGUCCUCCUCCUCCCCCUCCUCAAAUGGGUGGACUAGGGAUGCCACCAAUGCCUCCUUUUGGCAUGCCACCCAUGGGUAGCAGUUAUUGACAGGUAUCAAACCAUGUCGUGUUUAGUGUGAACUAGGUCCUCAUGGAGAGUAAUUUAGCAGCUUCGGCGGUCGCAUAGAAUUUCUUCUGGGAUUUUGGUGCAGUAUUCUUUCCUUGCUUAGCGUGGUGGUUUAGGUUCAAUUUAUAAAAUAAUUUCAGGUUUCUGGUGGUGGUUCGUGUCAUAAUAGUCUUUCUAGUUUCUUUUUGUUUGUAGAUGCGGCAUUUUUUGGGCUUCUGGCCCUAGCUAGCUGAUGAAAUUCUGUAUAAUACCAUUUUAUUGUAUUAAAUGAACUCGUCCAAUGUUUAAUACCAAAAUUUACCGACUCUGAAUCCCA
This is a messenger RNA of Arachis duranensis, 5796 nucleotides long. Its product is annotated as clathrin heavy chain 2. Gene Ontology annotation, cellular component: plasma membrane; chloroplast; clathrin coat of coated pit. Bases 234 to 5462 code for a protein of 1742 amino acids. Gene Ontology annotation, molecular function: structural molecule activity; clathrin light chain binding. NCBI's taxonomy places the organism in Eukaryota, Viridiplantae, Streptophyta, Magnoliopsida, Fabales, Fabaceae. Gene Ontology annotation, biological process: receptor-mediated endocytosis; intracellular protein transport. The record is from RefSeq and is a predicted model, not a curated record. The transcript is spliced from 29 exons.